AUGGAGUCAGAAACACUCUAUAAUCAACCAGUUGUGAUUGAUAAUGGAUCGGGUAAUUUGAAAGCAGGAUUUGCAGGAGAAGAUAAACCAAAAGCAUAUGCAUCUGCUAUAAUAGGAAGGCCAAAGUAUCAAAAGAUCAUGGCUGGCUCGUUGAUAUCCAGUGGUGAUGAUAAAACUGGAGAAGAUACAUUUAUUGGGGACAUCGCACAACAGAAUAGAGGAUUACUUAGACUAUCAUACCCCAUUGAACAUGGCAUUGUCAAUAAUUGGGACGACAUGGAAAAAUUAUGGUAUCAUACUUACACACAAGACUUGAAAACAAAUGCUGAAGAGCAUCCUCUAUUGAUAACAGAAGCACCAUUGAACCCACGGAUAAAUAGAGAUAAAAUGUGUCAAAUUUUAUUCGAACUGUUCAAUGUCCCAUGCAUAUACGUUUCAAUUCAAGCAGUUUUAUCGUUGUAUGCUUCGGGACGUACUACGGGGGUUGUCAUUGAUAGUGGAGACGGUGUGAGCCAUAUUGUUCCCGUGUAUGAAGGGUUUGCGUUGCCCACGUCCAUUAAGAGAAUGGAUAUUGCAGGUAGAGAUAUCACCGAGAAUUUGUCUUUUAACUUGAGAAGAAUGACGGGUAUUUCAUUGCAGAGUAGCUCAGAAUUGGAGAUCGUACGAUUGAUCAAGGAGAAAUGUUGUUACAUCUCGAAAGAUCCAACGAAGGAUGAAACACUUUAUUCUUCAUCUGCCUACAAUCAUUACCUUAACACAAACUCCCAAAAUAUUAAGGAGUCUGAUUUAUUUGCAUCUUAUAAACUUCCUGAUGGUCAUACUAUUCAACUAGGUGCUGAAAGGUUUCGUUCUACUGAAAUCCUUUUCAAUCCUCAAUUGAUCGGUGACGAAUCGCCUGGAUUGCAUGAAUUGGCGUCGCUUGCUAUAGCCAAAACGGAUUUGGAUUUGAGACCCGUAUUGUACCAGAAUUUAGUAUUAUCAGGUGGAAAUACAUUAUUGAAAAAUUUUGGGGAUAGACUCUUAGUGGAAUUGAAAAAUCAGCAGUCACAACAAGCUGGUAGUUAUGGCAUUUGGAAUACCUCUUCAAAUACUAAUAACUACGACACUAAAAUGAAAAUAAAAAUACAUGCUCCCCCAGAAAGGAAGUAUUCCACAUGGAUAGGAGGUUCUAUUUUGGCUGGACUAUCAACGUUCAAAAAAAUGUGGGUUACUGCGCUGGAAUAUGCUGAAGAUCCAGAAAUAAUCCACAAGAAGUGUAUGUAG
Debaryomyces hansenii CBS767 is the source of this 1263-nucleotide messenger RNA. RefSeq names its product actin-related protein 1 (gene ARP1). Lineage: Eukaryota; Fungi; Ascomycota; Pichiomycetes; Serinales; Debaryomycetaceae. Bases 1 to 1263 code for a protein of 420 amino acids. The record is from RefSeq and is a predicted model, not a curated record. The transcript has a single exon.